AUGUACGAGUUACCGAGCCUGGUAAAGACGGCGUACUACGCUUGCAACCAGAUCGAGCGCGCCAACUAUGACUUGUUGAGAACACAGCACGUCGAUUUGCGAAGUUGUUGCGAAUCGCUGUUCGAACUGUUCAAAGCCGACAGAGACACAGACGAGGACGACGGCAGGGAGACAAUGUACAGCAGAUCGUCAUGGCGCAGCGGGUUUAAAAAGGUGUGCGAGGCGGCAGCGUUCUACGGACACAUCGAUUGCCUGAGACUCGCUCGUGCGAUCGGCGUCCCUUGGGAAGGCCGUUUCAGUUAUAUCACUCAACAUAUCAUUGAUACCAUGAGCUUAGGUUCGGCGUGCGAAAUGGCUGCGGUAUCGGGCAAUCUGGACUGUCUACGGUAUGCACGGGACAACGGCUGCCCGUGGGACGAAAAUACGUGUGCCUAUGCCGCGUUGAACGGUCACAUAGACUGUUUACGGUAUGCACGUGACAACGGGUGUCCCUGGGACGAAAACACGUGCCGAUACUCGGCGUUGAACGGUCACAUGAAUUGUCUCGUCUAUGCACGGGACAACGGCUGCCCAUGGGACGAAAUGACGUGCGCCGAUGCCGCGAAAAACGGCCACAUGGACUCUUUACGGUAUGCACGGGACAACAACUGCCCGUGGGACGAAAUGACGUGUGCCUAUGCCGCGUUGAACGGUCACAUAGACUGUUUACAGUAUGCACGUGACAACGGGUGUCCCUGGGACGAAGACACAUGCCGAAACUCGGCGACAAACGGUCACAUGAAUUGUCUCGUCUAUGCACGGGACAACGGCUGCCCGUGGGACGAGGAUACAUGUUUCAAUGCCGCGUUUUAUGGUCACGUAGACUGUCUCGUGUACGCACGGGAAAACGGCUGCCCGUGGGACGUGGAUACGUGUGCCGUUGCCGCGUUGAACGGUCACAUGAAUUGUCUCGUCUAUGCACGGGACAACGGCUGCCCGUGGGGCGAGGAUACGUGUUCCAGUGCCGCGUUCCAUGGUAACUUGCACUGUCUCGUCUUUGCACGAGAGAAUGGGUGUCCAUGGGACGAGUGGACGUGUAUCGUCGCCUCGAUGAACGGUCAUGUAGACUGUCUCGUUUACGCAAAGACCAAUGGGUGCCCGUCGUAA
Acyrthosiphon pisum (pea aphid) is the source of this 1146-nucleotide messenger RNA. RefSeq lists its product as uncharacterized. Lineage: Eukaryota; Metazoa; Arthropoda; Insecta; Hemiptera; Aphididae. The record is from RefSeq and is a predicted model, not a curated record. Gene Ontology annotation, molecular function: protein binding. The transcript has a single exon. The coding region runs from base 1 to 1146 and encodes 381 amino acids.